GCGGCGGUAGUCAAGUGUCGCCGUUGACCCUAAGGAAAUCGAACCCUGCUAAGAAAUCCACGAUUCGGAUGACCACCGAUACUCCAUUCCGUUCACUUGGAGGCGCAACAACAAACGGACCAACAGACGCGAAUUUCACGAGAUUAGCGGUUCAAGUGGAGUAAGUGCAGUAUGGGCGCGGCUGGCAGUAGUAGUGGCGGACCAGGCCCAUCGCCACCCUCGAGGGAACAGGGCGGGGGAGCAGCGUUUGUCUACGGGACAGAGGAAUCCUUCUCUCCGGAAUACGCGAACGAAAAUAUACGACAAAGGACGAGGAGCAGCGUGUUCGACGUGGGUGAAGAACCCCGAUCGCAGGGUCCGAGUCCUUACGCGACCUUCAGAGGCGAAGAAUGGUGGAGUCAAAGACCAUCUGCCCCGAGUCUGUCCAAUUUACGGCCUCCGCCACGCGAAACUCUGUUGACGUACGCCGCGCAGAUGACAGGUUGGCAGACGGCCGAGGGGCACAGCCCUUCGUUUUCUCACCAGCACCAAGAGGCAACGGAGCUGUCUAAGGUGAUCUCUCAGCUCGCGAUGGCUAAUCAGCAGCUAGCCACAGCUCACACGUCCACUUUGGCUCAUUUGGAAGCGUUGUACGUGGAACUGGAACGCGAAAGAGAAUUUCGAAAACGUACACUUUCCUCCGAAACGUUGGACGAUGGUCUGAAGAAGAGGCUGAGCAUCGAGCACGAGCGAGAGGACGAGGACGAAGAGGAGAGACGGCGAAUGGAGGCUAGAAUCGAGAGAUUGGAGAACCUGUUGACCGACGACGUAGACACUUGUCAGAACAGACAGAGGAAUCUUCGUGUGGAGGAGGACAGGAAGCUCAGAUCGAGGAUAGAGAGGUUAGAGAGCGUGAUAAAGUCUCGCGGAUUGGACAGAGAGGACGAGAGACAGAGGCUCGCGAUUGUCUGUGAUUCAACGGAGGCGCAGAGUUUGUCGGAACGCCGACAGAUAGACGAUGUCGCGCGUAACAGGCUCCCUAGCCGCACCGACGUACCUGAAGACAAAUCUAAAACUCAGAUCUCGAUGGACGACGAGGUUAGAACUAUUUCUAUUCCUAGAAUAAGCGUAACGCACGGGGAUGAUCAGGAUCGAGACGCGAGGUCUCGCGAUCAGAUGGAUCGUUCGACGGUGAAUUUGCAUUUAGAAAAGUCGAAGGAAUAUAGACAAGAAGGUGAAGAAGAGGAGAGAUUGGCGGGGAAGGAAGUGCUCAGGCUGUCGGAGGAAGUUGAGAGACUGAAGGCUGAGCGAUUAGAGUACAAGAGCGAAAACGUGAGGCUGGAGAGAGAGUUGGACGAGCAGAAGGCGAUUGUCAGCAAGCUGACUAAGGAUUGCGAGGAGUUAAUGGUGAGACACGAAGAGGUGGAAUCAAGUUUGCAAGAACGCGGAGAAGUGUACGAGAAAUUGAUGACGAAGUUGGACGUUGCUACGAAGGAAACUGAAAGGUUACUGAAAGAAAUCGACGCGUUCAACGCUCAGAAAGACACUGCCGAUGCGAGGAUCUCGAGUCUGGAGCAAGAUCUGCAGAAUUCGUUGUUAGAAAUAGAGCAAAUCAGGAACACUGAGAGCCAGAAGAGUUUGAAGUUAAAGGCGCAGCUGUCGGAAGAGAUUUCUGAUAAAAAGAAGCAGAUUAAGGCUCUCGAGGACGCUUUGGCCGAGAUUCAAAGACUGAAGGAGACUAUCAAGACUGAGGGGAAAGGCGAGGAUGAUGACGAUUCGAAAGAAGACGUUGUUCCAAUCGAAUCGAUAGACGACCCACAGGAGAGCCCGCCGGCAGAUCGCUCGGCGAACAUCGAAGAAUUCAAGAAGGAGUUAACUCUGAAGAGGGAAGCCAGACAGAGGGCAAUUGCCGCCGUUUCGUCGGAAAUGGAGCGACUCAGACGCGAAUUAGACGCGGAGAAAGAGGCUCAUUCGGAGACCUCGAGGAUGUUGGACCUUUUAAGGUCCGCUCAGAACGAUGCUCAAGCUGAGAAGAUCGCGGCAGAGGAGAACUCGAAGAAAUCGACGGAGAAAGAUGAGAAACCAGACGAGGACAAGUUGAACGCGCAACUAUUGGAGGCUCGACGAUUGACGAAAAUUCUAAAGGUAUCCGACGAGCUGAGGAACGACAUCCGCAUCCAAAUAGACAAAGUGGACGAUCUCCGUUAUCAAUUGGAGACCGAGCCCGAUCAGCAUCGCUACAGAAUCCGUUGUCUAUCGGACAUUGCGAAUCGGACACGCGAGGCGGUUUACACGCGCGAACGUCGUGCCAGCGAGUUGAAGGACCAUCUCGCCGAGCUUCUGCUCGAGCUGAGAGACAGAAACUUCUCAGAGUUGAAGGACGACGUUGGACUGGAGUGCGAACGUCAGCUGGAGAACAUCAAUAGCCUGAAGAGCCUUUACAACGAGCGGCUGAAAGUGCUGAGCGAACUGAAAGAGGCGGCCUGCAGGGAGCUGGCGGAGACCAAGUCGAGAUUGGACCAUUCUCUCAAGCAGUGCGAGUGUUUCGAAGAGGAUCUAAAGAAGGCUGACGAGAAGAUCGACGCACAGGAUACGGAGAUAACGAAUUUGGAGUCUCAACUGGGGCUGACCAAGGCGGAUUGCAGGGAUUUGCAGAACCAGAUGUCGUUGAUCAAUGGUCUGUUCACGCAGAUGCUGCUUGGUGCCACCUCUGCCGACAUGGAUCUCGAUCGACUGACUCAGUUACUUCAGGAGAAUCACGAUCUCAUUUGCGACAUGGCGAGAGAGGAGGGCACCGAAGCGGCGGCACUUCCCAAGCUUCUUCUCGAUUUGAUCGAGCAAGUCGAGGGCAGUAAAGGAUGUCAGAGACGAGCCAACGGAGAGAAUGGAGGCGAGGGUGAAACGGAGAAGAAAGAGGAGGAUCUGCAGCAAGAGGACAUAGCUCACAACCUGCCCAAGGUCUGGCGUGUUCUCUUGGAAUUGUUGAGCUGUCACGCGGAAGGCAAUUCACCUGCUUUCGCCGAGCCAUGCUCCGAUCCUAAUAUUUGUUACAAAUCGGUCGAUACUCCGGCUGGUCCUAGAUUAGUCAUAUCAGUUAGCAAAACGUACAUUCGUUUGAAAGAAUUGAUAUUGGAGAAGAAGCACUUGGAGAAAGAGAUGAAUCGAAUGAAACAGCUGAAUACCCAUUUGGAAAGUAAACUUGGAGAGCAGGAAAAGAGAUUAUCAGCAGUGUCAGUGGAACUGACUAAAACUUGGACCAUAGUCGACCGAAUGCAAGCUCAGCAUCAACAACUGCACACUCACGAGAAGAUCCUCCGAUACGAGUUGCAACAGAAGCGUAAAAUGUUGCAGGAGUUGAAGCAAGAAUUAGAAUAUUGUCGUGAGAAAUGGGAAUCAGCUAGACAGAAGAACACGAACACUGAAUUAGAAUGGAGAAGCUUGAGGAGAGAGUUUGCUGCUAGAAAAGCUUUGGUUGCUCAUGAUUCGUUCAAUAAUAGUGCUGAAAGUGGGUUCAGUGACGAACGAGGAGACGACACAGACGAAGAAGACAACGCUGUGGAGGAGAGACUAAGGCUAGGUCCACGCAGAAGACCAAGAAAGGAGAGUCCUCGAGUACCGUCACCAGACACAGAAUCAGAACAACCAACAGAUACAGAAUUAUCCUCAGCAAUGUUGGAGCAGCGAACUUCUACUCCAGAAACGGACGGGGAAUUGGACGAAACUGAAGGCACAGACUCUACUGUUAAUACAGAAUCCACGACUACGACAGAAACACCGCUAAUUCCAGAAAGUCCUCAAGAAUCGCUGAAUCCUCUGGACCAGGCUCUAACCAACGUCAUUCAGAAUCUCAUAGGAAUUGACGACAGUAUCACGUCAACCUCAGAAGCCUUCACAGAUCCAACCAACGAAAUAAUCGAGAAAGAAGAUUCAACGUCAACAGUGUCUCACACUUUGGAGCCAAUCGUCGAAUCCUGGAGCACAUCUGAACCAGACUCGCUAAAAAUCACCAACAACGAAGAUACCGAAGAAGCUCCUGAGGUUAUCGUUGCAGAAAAAGAGGAGCAGCCAUUGUCUAUCGUUCCAGAAGAACAGGGACAGCCAUCGAUCAUCGCUUCAGCAGAAGAAGAGAAGCCAUUGCUCGCCGCAGAAGAAACUGAAACCGCACCAGAAACGGCCGGUGAGAAAGCAAAGAGCGAGGAACCUUUGAAUUCGUCUGUGUCCCACGUACCCAAUGUGAUCAGUGCAGUCUCUAUCACUCAGCCUGUGUUCUCCAUCGGGCCUUUCCUCUCGUUUAACGUCUCACCUUCGACUGUGAAAAACGUCCAGUUCAGCGAUCCGUUGAUCGUUGGUCCGUCUAAUCGAUUUUUUGCUCCAGUUUUCGGUGCUUCCCUGUCCGACGAACAAUUUCCACCAACUGUGGACGCGUCGACGUGUCAUGAAGCCGAAUCGAAGGAGAAAAGGUGUACCAGGACAGCGGAGAGCAUCGUCGACUCGGACAACAUAUCUGUCGACUCGACUUCCAGUUUGGACACCGUCAAAGAGUUCUCGACGAUCGAACCGGUGUCUUCGGGUCUUCCAAGUGAAACUGUUAAAGCGGAAACGAGUUCCUCCGAAGCUUCCGGCGGCUCGUCGAAGCAGGCAGAGAAGAAAGUAGCCGGUGCGAAGAGUAGAACACCGGAAGAAGCUUUAGCCGCUAGGGAAGACAGGUUGAAGAGGUUAGAGGAGCAGGCGAAAUGGUUGAUGAACAAGAUGAACGCUACCAGUAGAAGAGGUUCUGCUUUGAGUACCAGAUUGGAGGAGCUUCACGAAGUUUAUGGAGAACCGCCUGUUCCUCCUCCUAUGCCUGACGUCCUGCCUAGUCGAAGGUUGAGGACGAAUUUGUCGGAUCUACCUCGUCAGGUACCUGAAUCAUCGACCACCGAGGAUGCUAAAAAUACCGAGGAGCCAGUCUCGAGCGGCGAUUCCAACGAAUCAUCGUCGAAUAACGCGCCUUGAGACGCCCAUGAUUUUUUAAUUGCACGAUUACA
Habropoda laboriosa is the source of this 5006-nucleotide messenger RNA. RefSeq names its product cingulin. The transcript is spliced from 15 exons. Lineage: Eukaryota; Metazoa; Arthropoda; Insecta; Hymenoptera; Apidae. The record is from RefSeq and is a predicted model, not a curated record. The coding region runs from base 172 to 4974 and encodes 1600 amino acids.